Lactuca saligna is the source of this 1498-nucleotide messenger RNA. The record is from the annotation of a GenBank genome assembly. NCBI's taxonomy places the organism in Eukaryota, Viridiplantae, Streptophyta, Magnoliopsida, Asterales, Asteraceae.
GGAGAAGUAAAACACCGUUAAAUUGGGAACAAUGUUGUCGAAUAAUUAACGUCCAAACAACAAACCUAUUAAUGUCGUGGCAAACCCGGAGGAGCUGAUGUUGCCGUUUUAUGUUCGUUAUGUCAAUUGGACUCUUAACCCUGUAGAGUCUCCCCCACGACAACAUAGUCCUAUUCCAAAUAGUCCACCUCAUGUUGACUCGGCUGCUCAAAGAAGGAUGUACAAGUCCGAAAUAGAAACAUCUACAACUGAAUCUGCCACAAAUGCUUCUUCCUCACAACAUCUUGAAACUAGUUAUAUGUCAAACAACACAUCAAGAUUGACAAAUAAGAAGAAGACGAGCACAAAGGCAUUAGUGAAGCGUCUCAUAGGCGUUGUGGCAGAGUUAACUUCUAAAGUAGACCGUGCAUUACAGAAAAAAGAUGUACCAGACACAAAUGUUGAACCAGACAGAGGGUUUCAAGAGGAGGAAGAGAUGAUAAAUGAAGAGGAGGAAGAAAAAUAUCAACAUCAUACAUAUUUUGACUAUGAUGAUAUCGGGACUCAAGGUUUGGAGGGGGAAUUUUGGCCUACACCUACGCAUGUUGAGCAGUCAUCGGACGUGGGUGAAGAUCACACAAAAGAAAUGACUCCCAUUGGUAGGCCGCAACGAAAGAGGGGUGUUCCAUGGUUUCAGCGGACUCCGUUCACAGUGAGUCCUGAAAAACCAAAUGAAGACAUUGUGAAUGAAGAGAGUAAUGAUGUUUCAAAUCAUCUCCUGCUCGACAGUGUUGAAGCUGCCAGUACGUUGAGUUUUUGGAAAGAAUGGAAUUCGAUCUCUGCCAACCUAAUCACUAAGCAUAGGCUGCAUAUGCUCACACUGGAUGUCGACGUUUGGUCGAGGUUACUUGCAGUUACUGACACUGGGUGGUUACUUUCUUCGCAUAUUGCGAUAUGGGGUGCCUUGCUCAUGGAAAGACGGCCGACGAACGCAAGGUGGACGAUAUUCCCUCAAGAACUUAGUUUGCAAAAGGGAAAAACAUAUUUUCUUAGGAAUAUCGCAAAUGGUGUCGAAGGCCAUCCUAAAUGGAAGGAUGUGGAUAAGGUUGUAUUCCCCCUAAUCAUUCCUCAUGUCCAUUGGUUUUUGGCAGUGCUACAUUUAGAUACUUGGAAAGUAGACAUCUAUGAUUCAGCACGAUGUAUGAAUCACUUCACAAAGUACUACGUUGGUGGAGAAUUCAAAAGUUUUGGGGAUAGUCUAAUUGAAGAGCUAGAUGCGAUUGAAUACUGGAAGGAUUUCCCUGAUGAACACAAAGACAACACAGUUGUGGAGUUUAUUGAUAUUGUAGAUGCGCCACAACAAGAGUAUAUUAGUGAAAGAGGGGAUUGUGGAGUAUUCGUAUGCAUGUUUAUGGAAAUGAUUGCUUUGGGGGUACCGGUGAAGAGUGAUAAGCCAUGUAGAGAUGCAGGAUUUCUCUACAGAAAUAGGAUGACAAAUAUAAUUUGGGAUACUAAAUAA